Molecule: messenger RNA, 786 nt
Organism: Pisolithus orientalis
Lineage: Eukaryota; Fungi; Basidiomycota; Agaricomycetes; Boletales; Pisolithaceae
Product: opioid growth factor receptor conserved region-domain-containing protein
Exons: 4
Coding region: 1-786 (261 amino acids)
Cellular component (GO): membrane
Molecular function (GO): opioid growth factor receptor activity
Source: RefSeq, a predicted model, not a curated record
AUGGCUGUGAAUCUCCCUCGCGAUAUCCGGGCCUUUCUAUCGGAAUACCAUAGAAAGGGCCUAGCAAGGUCUCCUCAGGAGACCGAAUGUAAUGAUAACUUUGAAUUCUACAAGAACCGAUUACGAUGCCAGCCAGAUGGACCUAUUGGGGUCGAUGUUCGUGGCUGUACCGCUAACAGGUGGAAAGGAGAUUAUAACAAGCUCGAGUUCGGCCACGGCUAUAUACAAUGGUUAUUCCCGAUUCAGGAGGACGGGAUCAACUUUGCAGCACAGAGGCUUACGCCUCACGAAAUAUCGGCCAUGAGAGCCGACGCAGAGGUCAUGCGCCGCAUCGUCAGGGCGUACACGAUGAUGCUGGAUUUUUAUGGUAUGCGACUGCAGUCGGAGGAGACAGGGCUCGUGGGGCGUGCGUUGCCACCUGGGAGUUACAGUUCGCGGUACGUAAACCUUCUCUACGCACCACACAAUAAUCUGAGAAUUUCACGUAUUCUCAAAUGUCUGUCGGAAUUGGGCCUUGAGCGCCUCAAUGCUGGAUUCGUCCUACAUGUCCUCAACGAACAAAGCGAGCAUGCAGAGUUGAGGUCACCAUUCAUCUGUGACAGCAUGGACAGAUGGUGGGCCAACUGCAUUCGAGAUGAUCACGAGAGGGAAUGGGUUGCACGACUCAUCGCCAGGGUUAGGUCUGGCCAACGAGUGUUCACCAGACAGAUGUAUGAGAACGUUUUGGAGAGAAGAAGGCAGACUGGGAAGUUCCCUACUGAACUAUUGGAUGGGAGUACAUCGUAG